UAGUAACCCAAACUCAUUUUCUUGUUUCUAUUACUCUCUCCCCUUGAAAUACCUGGUGAUUUUUUUUAAUUUUCUAUCAUUUUCCCCUCUUCGAUUCCUCUCUGAAAAUUCAUUAGAAGAAUUCCUUUUUUUAAUCUGUAGAUUCCUUGCUGCUUUGCCAUGGGUGUUGCAGUUCUUAAGCCAGAAGAUUGUUUAAAACUCCCUAAUCCCAUGAAACACACUAGAAAACCUCGCCGUAAUCCUAACCUUAACCGGACGAACGGUGGGAAGGGUUCGACAAACACAUCUCCUCCUGCUCGUGCGACUGUAGCUCCCCUGAAGGCCCCGACUAAUCUCUUGAUGGGUCAAGUCAAGAUCAUCAAACGCGGCGAAGAUUUUAAAAAAUAUAUGCCGGAUAAGCCUAUGGGGUUCGAAAACGAAAGCGUUGAUGUAGAUCUGCGCUACACUAACUGUUUGGGUCCAGAUCCAGUGCCGGUUCCGGCUAAGAUCCGACCAAACGAGUCUGAAAAUGGCAGCGGUAAGGAUGUUCCGGUAUCGUUUUAUGCCGGAUCGGCCUUCGUAACAUCGCCGCCUCCGAGUUCGGUCCCGUUGCCGGCGUUUUUCACUAAGAAGAUUGGUGCUGCUUUGAGAGAUGAUGUUGCUACGAGUGCCUUGAGGAGGAUGCUAAGGCUGGACUUGUAGGGAUACCUGAUCUCUUUGUUUUGAGUUCUCUAAUCUUCGAUCCUCCCUUAUUUUUUCAAGGGGAGUGAUCGAAAAGUGGCUAGCUCAAACAAGUAGGUUUAGUUGAUAUCUAAUCAAAGUUUCUAUGCUGUAUAGCUUAGCAGUUGUUUGUUUCGAUAUCCAUAUACACCCCCUGUUGUUUAGCGUUGGAUUAAGUAUAAUUCUGGGUUUGUAUCUAAACUAGGGUUAGCGUGGCAAGGAUGAUAUAUUAGCUUUGGAUUUUAUCAAUAAACUCUUCUUAGCGGUUUGUUAGUGUUAAAUCUUGGAGUUGAUUUGUGUA
This is a messenger RNA of Hibiscus syriacus, 1000 nucleotides long. RefSeq lists its product as uncharacterized. The coding region runs from base 160 to 681 and encodes 173 amino acids. The transcript has a single exon. NCBI's taxonomy places the organism in Eukaryota, Viridiplantae, Streptophyta, Magnoliopsida, Malvales, Malvaceae. The record is from RefSeq and is a predicted model, not a curated record.